UCUACUGUGUAUGUUGAAAAUGUGUGUACGUGAAACAUUCGCCGUGCUACCUUCGAAACUUUACCCCUCGAUGCAAAUGUUGCUUACGCUACCUUAUUUAGUCAUUGACAUCGGCAGCGUUACAUACCCAAUACCAUGAAUGAAAACUUAUUUUUGUAUUUAGUUUCAUAUAAUACCUCAGUAAUGUACUUAUACACACAAAAGUAACUUGAAAAAAGUUAGUGAUUCCUAUUAUAUAACUUAGUCCACAUGUCUUGGAGAAUUUUGUCUCUUGUUAAAUCUGAACCUGUAAGGGCCAGUGAGACCGCGCGGUGGCGCUGCAGGUUAAGAAGACAGAGCAUAGGAAUUGCUUCUGCAAUCGCCUUUUCAGGGCCAGUUUCUCACCACCUAGAAGCAAAAGAUAAGCUCUUCCGGCAAAGCAAAGGCGCGUGUAAACCUUAAAUAUUCGAUUUGGAGGCUUGAUUCUGACUUUCUGGACUGUGAGACAGUGCUGUUAGGAUCCUGGGCAUACGUGAAGCUACUGUGGAGCAAACAGGAAAGAGGAAAGAGCCAUGGAGACUGCGCGGAUGCACAAACUGAGACAAAGGCAAGUCCUGGCUUUCUUUGUUUUGCUGAGUGUGUCUGAGGCAGGCAGGGAGCUCGGUCCCUAUUCCAUAGAGGAAGAGAUGGAGAGGGGCUCCUUUGUGGCAAAUCUUGGGAAAGAUCUGGGAGUGGAACUGGCAGAGAUAUCCACCCGCAGGGCUCGGAUCAUUUCCCGGGAAAACAGAGAGCACCUGCAGCUCAAUGUUCAGUCUGGAGAUUUGCUCAUAAGUGAGAAGCUAGAUCGAGAGGAGCUAUGCGGCUCCACUGAGCCCUGUGUUCUGCACUUCCAAGUGUUAAUGGAAAACCCUUUGGAGGUAUUUCAGGCUGAACUGAGGGUGAAGGACAUAAAUGACCAUUCUCCAGUGUUCACUGAAAAAGAAAUGAUGCUGAGGAUACCAGAAAACAGUCCUCUGGGAACCACAUUCCCUUUAAAUAAUGCUCUGGACUCAGAUGUAGAAAUCAACAAUAUUCAGAGCUAUCAAGUCAGCUCCAACUCUCAUUUCCUGGUUGUCACCCGCAACCGCAGUGAUGGCAGGAAGUACCCAGAGCUGGUGCUGGAGAAAGAACUGGAUCGGGAGGAGGAGCCUGAGCUGAGGUUAACCCUGAUAGCCUUGGAUGGUGGCUCUCCUCCCCGGUCUGGGUUGGCGCGGGUUCUCAUUGAAGUAGUGGACAUCAACGACAAUUCUCCCGAGUUUCAGCAGUCAACUUACCAAGUGCAAAUUCCGGAGAACCUCCCUCCGGGGUCCCUGGUCGUCACAGUCUCAGCCAAUGACUUAGACAGUGGAGAUAAUGCGAAAGUACUGUACGCACUCUCUCAGCCUUCAGAAGAUAUCAGCAAGACAUUAGAAGUAAAUCCAGUAACGGGGGAAGUUCGGCUAAGAAAAGAGGUAGAUUUUGAAACAAUUCCCUCUUAUGAAGUGGAUAUCAAGGCCACGGAUGGGGGAGGUCUCUCGGGAAAAUGCACGCUGCUCCUGCAGGUGGUGGAUGUGAACGACAACCCCCCAGAAGUGAUGCUAUCUGCACUUAACAGCCCAGUUCCAGAAAACUCUCCGGAUGAGGUAGUUGCUGUUUUCAGUGUUAGAGAUGCUGACUCAGGGAACAAUGGGAAGGUGGUUUCCGCCAUCCAGGAGGACCUUCCUUUUCUUCUAAAACCUUCAGGAAAGAAGUUUUACACUUUAAUAACGAAGAGAGCGCUAGACAGGGAAGAAAAAGAGCAGUACAACAUUACCAUAACAGCCACCGACCUGGGCACACCCCGGCUCACAUCCCAGCACACCAUAACAGUGCAGGUCUCUGACGUCAACGACAACGCCCCCGCCUUCACUCAAAGCUCCUACACCCUGUUUGUCCAAGAGAACAACAGCCCUGCCCUGCACAUAGGCACCAUCAGCGCCACAGACUCAGACUCGGGCUCCAAUGCCCACAUCACCUUCUCGCUGCUGCCAACCCAGGACUCACAACUGGACCUGUCCUCGCUCAUCUCCAUCAAUAGCGACAAUGGACAGCUGUUCGCGCUUAGGGCACUGGACUAUGAGGCCCUGCAGAGCUUCGAGUUCCUCGUGGGUGCCACAGACCAAGGCUCGCCCGCUCUCAGUAGCCAGGCGCUGGUGUGCGUGCUGGUGCUGGAUGCCAACGACAACGCACCCUUCGUGCUCUACCCGCUGCAGAACGCCUCUGCGCCCUACACAGAGCUGCUGCCCAGGGCAGCGGAGCCAGGAUACCUGGUCACCAAGGUGGUAGCUGUGGACCGCGACUCGGGUCAGAAUGCCUGGCUGUCAUUCCAGCUGCUCAAGGCCACGGAGCCCGGACUGUUCAGCGUGUGGGCUCACAAUGGCGAGGUGCGCACCUCCAGGCUGCUGAGUGAACGCGAUGCGCCCAAGCACAGGCUGCUGCUGGUGGUCAAGGACAAUGGCGAUCCUCCGCGGUCUGCCAGUGUCACUCUGCAGGUGCUGCUGGUGGAUGGCUUCUCUCAACCUUACCUGCCUCUGCCUGAGGUGGCGCGCGACCCUGCCCAAGAUGAGGAUGCGCUCACGCUGUACCUGGUCAUUGCCUUGGCAUCUGUGUCUUCGCUCUUCCUCUUGUCUGUGCUGCUGUUUGUGGGGGUGAGGCUAUGCAGGAGGGCCAGGGCGUCCACUCUGGGUGGCUGCUCUGUGCCUGAUGGCCAUUUUCCUGGUCACCUGGUGGAUGUCAGCGGGGCAGGGACCCUGUCCCAGAGCUACCAGUAUGAGGUAUGUCUGAUGGGCGAUUCUUCUGGGACCAGCGAUUUUAAAUUAUUACAGCCAGUUCUUCCUAGCUCCUUGGCCCAGUCCUCUGGGAAAGAAAUGGUGGAAAAUUCUACCCUCCAGAAUAGUUUUGGAUUUAAUCAUUAUUAGAAAACUACUUAGUAGAUAUUUACUUCCUAAUAUUGUCUUGUUGGUUAGCUAUAUUUUGUAUACCUGUUACUAACAAUUUUAAUUUUCACUUUACUCAUUGGUUUUCAGGUUUAUGCUUAAUGUCAUGGUUUUACUCUCAUCUAUCGCACAGAAUUUCUUCAUGGGAUCCCAGUAAAUGAGAAGGCUUUGUCUGCACAGUUAAACUGAUUGUUAAAAUUGUUUCUACCACUUUGGUUUUGUUGGCUUCAUUAGUUCUGCACACUUCAUGCCAGGGUUCUGUUCCUAGACUUCUUGAAUUCUUAGAAUAUUAUGCUGCUUGUUGUGUUCAUAUAUACUAGGUAUUUCUGCAUUUCCUUUCUAUACUGGAAGUCUUGUUUUUUAGUCCUUGGUUCUCAUUAUAUAAAAUAGUUGUUUUCUACUAUGCUAGUAUAUUAAAGUUCUAUUUUUCUUUGUUUAUAUAUCUUGAUUUAAGAUCUAUUUAUGUCAAAGUAAUAGAAGCAUGUAGUCAAUCUGAAAACAAAAGUAUCAUAAGAUAGUGAGUUUGUGUUGAUUGACUUUAUUUGUGGGCGUGAAGGCAAAUGUUGGCAUUAUAAAGCAUCAAAUAAGAGCAUUUAAUAAUUUGUCUUAUUACUAUACAUUACUAUAAAUUACUAAAUAAUUUGUCUUAAUUCUGCAUGGAAACCUUAGAGAUAGACAUUGAGUUUUCAAUGGCUUACAAUCCAGUUGCAUUCUUUUGAAUAAACAGUGUAUUAUAUCACCAA
Molecule: messenger RNA, 3715 nt
Organism: Microtus oregoni (creeping vole)
Lineage: Eukaryota; Metazoa; Chordata; Mammalia; Rodentia; Cricetidae
Product: protocadherin beta-16-like
Exons: 1
Coding region: 552-2954 (800 amino acids)
Biological process (GO): homophilic cell-cell adhesion
Cellular component (GO): plasma membrane
Molecular function (GO): calcium ion binding
Source: RefSeq, a predicted model, not a curated record